GUAGGCUUGGCCAUGUUCUGUAUUCGCCUGCAAUUCAACCUAAAACUAAAAAGGAAAACGAUCAACCAUCAUCCCCGUCUCGUACAAUUUUCCACAACAAAGAGCAUUAAACAUUCAUGGGGGAAGAAAAGAAGGGGUUUUUAGUGAUGGGUGACCAGAACCCACUCAAACACGUAGAGACCAAAUACAAUGAAUGUGAGACCCUCUUCAAGACUUGGCUUGCUAAACAAUCUUUACCCGUCGACGCUGCCAUUGUCACCGUCACCAGCGCCCUCCAAGGUGCGGCGAUCGGUGGGUUAAUGGGUCUUACUAACGAUGUCUCCUCCUCUUUUUCUCCUCCGCCACCAAGCACCUCCCUUAAUCUACAGACUAAAGCUUCCUUCCGGCAAUCCCAGGCUGUUGCAGGAGGGCCAUUGGCACAGGCUCGUAAUUUUGCUGUUAUGUCGGGUGUUAGUGCAGGCAUAUCGUGUGUCUUAAGAAGAUUAAGAGGCAAGGAGGAUGUCCAGUCAAGUUUGGCGGCAGGUUUUGGUUCUGGUGUCAUGUUCUCAUUGGUUAGUGGUAUGGGGGGUCCUAAUCAGGCUUCAAAUGCAAUAGCUUCUGGUGUUUUCUUUGCACUUGUGCAGGGUGGAGUCUUUAAGUGCUCUGCAAGAUGCAAGGAUUCCACCUGGACCAAGACUCCUCAUUCUUGAUCACAUUGAAAGGGAGAAGGAGGUAAAGAAGAAGUCUGCUUUUCCACACAAGUGGUAGUUACUUACAGUUACAGGUGUAGUUAAACCAGAAAAAGUUGGUAGUUUAUUUAAUAGUUUAAAUAGAAAAUUAUACUUUAAUCUCACUUUUUGAAGACAAAAGAAGUUGGCUAUCUUAAACAUGAAAAAAAAAAGUUGGGUGGAUCGGAGUAGAUAUUAUUUUCCAAUCACUUAGGGGUGUUUGGUACUUUGGUUCACAUAUUGUUUUGAAAGGAAUUGGCAUUGAUGAAGGAAACAUGAAUUCAAUGCAUUUGGAAGUUUAAGGAGUUGAAAUACUAUCGUCCUUUUGGUUGAAAAAGGCGAAAAGGAAUUCAAUUAAAGUAAUUUCUUCAUUUGUUGCAGAACAUAAAAAAUUCAUGUGAAUAACAUCUUGAAGAAACGGAUAUUGAUACGGCAAAAAAAAAGAAAAAAAAAAAAAAAAAAAAAAAAAAAAAAAAAAAAAAAAAAAAAAAAACCUGAAGAACUCGAAGUACUCUGUCCUCACAAAACUAUGAAACACUCCAUUCAAUAAUUAAAUAUGAAAGAAACAGUAAAUUAGCAAAGUACAUUAAUAUCCUAAUAAAGAAAGAUGCUUCUUUAUUUUAAUAAAAGUUUCCAAAAGUUUAUUUCUUUUACAAAUAUGUGUAACGACAAAACUGAAUAAUUGUAUAUUCUUUCUAAUCUAAUAUCAAGGAAAGAAAGCACUGUUGAAUGUCGAUAAUGGGAAUAUUCUCGGCUUCUUCCAUAAUCCCUCCUUUGCGCCAUGAUUACAUCCUGAUUUUCGUUUUUUCUUUAACAUCUUUCGCAUCGAGAAUGUGAAUUAAAACGCAUUUGUGUGUGAAUAAACAACCCAAUUGUUCGUCUUUUGUCAUUCCACCAUGCGUAAAACAACAAAAAUGAAGAAAAAAACGGAAGUUCUUCACAAUCAAUCUCAGAGAUACAAUAUUUGUUGUUUAACAACCUUUCCAGAUCAAUUUACAUCAAUAACUAAUACAUGUCACAUUCUCUAUAUUCUUACAAAAUCACCAGUCAAAAACAUUCACCUCCUUUCCGUUUUACAAAUCCAUUGAUGGUAUAUGAACGGAUGCCGAUUCGAUGAGCUUCUGAGCAGCCGAAAGCUGUUCCAUUAACGUCGUCAGGCGCUCUCUGUACGCACACGCUUGAUCCAUGGCCUCGGCUUCAAGCUCUCCUAGCUGCGAACAAAGAUGUUCCUCCGCUUCCUCCGCCACGCGCAGCCUCGCCCACGUCUUCUGCAACUCCAUUUUCAUCUUCUCCUCUCUUUCCAGGCUCCUCUUCAGCUCUCUUUCCAAUUCCUCGUUCCUCCUCCUCAACAACUCCUCCUGGGCCGCCAUUUUCGGCGGUCUGUUGUCUUUCACCGACGGAUCCGCCAUGCUAGGGGCCAUUA
Messenger RNA from Lactuca sativa (garden lettuce), 2130 nucleotides. RefSeq names its product chloroplastic import inner membrane translocase subunit HP30-2. Lineage: Eukaryota; Viridiplantae; Streptophyta; Magnoliopsida; Asterales; Asteraceae. Gene Ontology annotation, biological process: protein insertion into mitochondrial inner membrane; protein targeting to chloroplast. Gene Ontology annotation, cellular component: TIM22 mitochondrial import inner membrane insertion complex; chloroplast inner membrane. Gene Ontology annotation, molecular function: transmembrane protein transporter activity. The record is from RefSeq and is a predicted model, not a curated record.